Molecule: messenger RNA, 1219 nt
Organism: Fragaria vesca subsp. vesca
Lineage: Eukaryota; Viridiplantae; Streptophyta; Magnoliopsida; Rosales; Rosaceae
Product: U2 small nuclear ribonucleoprotein A'-like
Exons: 9
Coding region: 151-1005 (284 amino acids)
Biological process (GO): mRNA splicing, via spliceosome
Molecular function (GO): protein binding; U2 snRNA binding
Source: RefSeq, a predicted model, not a curated record
AGGAAUAGGCGCACAAAUAACAAACUCUUGAGGGCGGUAGCAAAUUAGAAUUAGGUUUUCAACUUGGAGCUCCGACUAAAAACUUACAGAGGCAGUGGAGUAGUAGAGAGUAAAGGAAGGUGGUAACUGCGAGGAGGAAAAGAGAAGGAGAUGGUGAGGCUCACUGCGGAUUUGAUAUGGAAAAGCCCUCACUUUUUCAAUGCCCUUAAGGAGAGAGAGCUCGAUCUUCGAGGUAAUAAGAUACCGGUAAUCGAAAACUUGGGAGCUACAGAGGACCAAUUUGACACCAUUGAUUUGUCUGACAAUGAGAUUGUUAAGCUGGAAAAUUUGCCCUAUCUUAAUCGAUUGGGUACUUUGAUUAUCAAUAACAAUAGAAUUACCCGCAUCAAUCCCAACAUUGGAGAGUUCUUGCCGAAGUUACAUACUUUAGUGCUUACUAACAACAGGCUAGUCAACUUGGUUGAGAUUGAUCCUCUUGCGUCACUCUCGAAGUUGCAGUAUCUUAGCCUGUUGGAUAACAACAUCACAAAGAAACCCAAUUAUAGGCUGUACGUGAUUCACAAAUUAAAGUCGCUUCGGGUUCUGGAUUUUAAGAAGGUGAAAGAUAAGGAGAGACUGGAAGCAAAAACUUUGUUUUCAUCAAAAGAAGUUGAGGAGGAGACUAGGAAGGUAUCCCCUAAGAAAUUUGUGCCAGCUGAGGAUACGGAAAUGGCUGAGGAACAACAGACUCCGAAAGUGGUUGUGCCCACUCAGGAUCAAAUUAAUGCUAUCAAGGCUGCUAUUGUGAACUCCCAGACUCUUGAAGAGGUUGCAAGACUUGAACAGGCACUGAAGUCAGGCCAGCUUCCUGCAGAUUUGAAAAUUAUGGAUGAUGAUACUCCAACCGACACUGGUAAAGACAAGGAUGAUGAAAUGGUUGUUACCAACGAAAAUGAGGCCAAUGCUGAAGUAAAAGAUGUGGAGGAACAGAAGAACAAUGAAUCAGAACCAAUGGAUCAGGAAUAAAAGGGAUCUAUUCAAAUUCCAGUAUCUUAAAGCUUGUCCUAUUUGAAUACCUUGGUGGCAACUGGAAAUUUUUUUGUUACAAUAUUGUGAUGUACGCGGAACUAUUUUGUUCAAUAUAUGAGGAAUUUUGUGACUCGUGUUAUCAGACAUGACAACUAAUCUUGUGCCCUGAUUAACUGAUUGUAAUUUCCCGUUUUAGCUAUGAGUGUUAUAG